AUUCGCACUCACCGCCUGCGGUCACACUCGGCCACUGACCUGUUAUCAACAAGAACUCUGCCACUUUUGCCUUGUUUUAGUUAAACUUUUGGGCCUUGAUCCCAAAUACCGGUGACUCCAGGUGACCCCCACUGGCCAUGCCCGAUGAGACGCAGGAUUCCAAGGCGCAGAAGUUGGCCGCAGCGAGGAGAAAGCUGAAGGAAUACCAGCAGCGCAACAACAACAAUAAUGGACAGUCGGGAGCCGCAGCAGCCGAGGAGGCGGUGUCGCAAUCGCACUCGCACUCCUCCACCGUCAGCAUAGCCAGCAACUUGUCCGAGCGCUCCGACAGCGAGCCAAAUGUGAAUGGCAGCGGUGGAUCCGGUAUUGUUGGCUUUCAGCAGCCGGAUCCACCCGCAGUCCUGCCCACAGCGGCAUCUUUUUUCACCCAGAGCGAGCCGGAGGCGCCGCACAAUGGUGGCCUUAUAGCCGCUGCCGACCCCUCCAACCUGCAGGCCAUUCAGGUAAUCAUUGCGGAGAAGGCCCAGCUAAAUGCGGAGCUCACCAAAGUUCGUCUGGCCUGUCGCGAGCGUGACCUGGAGCUGGAGGAGCUGCGCACCCUCAAGGAGCAGACCCAGCAGCGCCUCGAGCAGGUGCAGCAGCACUGCCAGGAUCAGCAGUCCGCCGGUGAGCAGCAGCGCCAGCAGUACGGUCAACUGGAACGCCAACUGCAAAAGUCGCAGGCACAAAUCCGGGAUCAGCAGUCCCACCUCCACGAGCUGGAGGCCCAGCUAAAGCAGAGCAACCUGCGACAGGACGAAUUGCAGCAGCAGCUGUCCACGAAAUCGAAUGAGCUGGAAAUGGCCCAGCUAAAGCUGCGCCAACUCUCCGACGAAUCCAGCAUCAGCGCGGACAACCGUGUGGAGUCGCUGGUUCAGACCCAGUACAUGUACGAGCAGCAGAUCCGCGACCUCCAAGCCAUGGUCGGUCAGCUGACGCAGGACAAGGAGCAGGCGGGGGCGCAGUACCAGAACUACGUGCAACACCAGAGCAGUGAGAUAGCCAAGCUCAAUGAGCGCAACACGGAGCUCGCCGAGGAGCUCAACUCUCUGAGAGAGCGCGAGCGCCAGCUGGUGGAGCAUGUGAGCGGCCUGGAACGGGACAUACAGAAGAACCUGAGCCUGCAGGCGCAGUUCAAGGAGGCGGUCAGCCAAGAGCAGCCGUUGCCCAAGGAGGAGCAAACAAGCGACGAGCAGAUCGCUUUGCAGGCAGAACUGGCUUCGUUGAAGGAGCGCCUCUCCGACCUCGAUUUCGAGCGUCAUGAAUUCCAGCUGAAGAUCAAGUCGCAGGACGACCAGCUGCAGCUGAAGGAGUCCGCUCUAGGCGAACUGGAGCAGCAGCUCGAACGCCUGCAAGCCGUGCAGCCGGAUCAGACCAAGCUCCUAGCCACCAUGGAGUCCGACAAGGUGGCCGCCUCCCGUGCCCUCAGCCAGAACGUGGAGAUGAAGCAGCAGCUGGACGAGCUGCAGCAGCGAUUCGUUCAGUUGACCAACGACAAGGCCGAGCUGGUCAUCCGCCUGGAUGCCGAGGAGUUUGCCAAUCGCGAGAUACGCCAGAACUAUGCAAGCAUGGAGCAAAAGCUGCAGGCCACCGAGGAGCGCUUUACGUUCAAGGACGAGGAGAUGAUCCGGCUGUCGCACGAGAACGUGGAACUGCAGCGCCAGCAGUUGAUGCUGCAACAGCAGCUGGACCGCCUGCAGCAUUACGAGGCCAAGGCUUACCACAACAGCCAGGAGAGCCAGGCAGGCGAGACACUAGAAAAUGAUGCUGAAAAAGAGCAUAAUCACGAUCACAACGACCAUGGGGAUCAUUCCGGCCAUUCACACGACCACUCACAUGAUCAUGCCGGCCAUUCACACGACCACUCAAAUGAGCAUUCCCACGAGCACUCCCAUUCGCAUUCGCAGGAACCCAACCACGGGCACAAUCAUUCACAUGAUACCAACCACAGACCUUCGACAGCUGGCGGCAGCCUGCCGACUGCCGAGGCCGUGGAGCGUCUGCAAUCGCGCUUCACCACACUGAUCAGCCAGGUGGCCGACCUGACCGAGGAGAAGCACAGCCUGGAACACCUGGUCCUGCAGCUGCAGAGCGAAACGGAGACCAUUGGAGAAUAUAUCGCCCUGUACCAAACGCAGCGACGCAUGCUCAAGCAGCGCGAGUACGAGAAGGCCGCCCAAAUGCGCCUUCUCCAAGCAGAGCGCGAACAGUUGCGCGAGAAAAUCGAGGCGCUGAACAAGUUGGUGAGCAGCCUGGGCGUGGAGCCGCCAACACCAACAGGUCCCGGCCAGACCCUUCAGCCACACGAAGCGGCAGCAGCAGCAGCAGAUUCUCCCGUCGCCGACGAAGGCGAAAACUCGCAGCAGAUCAUUAACAAGAUACAGGACAUCAUCAGCGAGAUCAAGGAGAAUACGGAGCAGCCGACACACAGCCAUUCCCAUGCCGGCGACCAUCUCAACUGCUGCCUGGGCAAGUUCGAGGUGGUCUGAAAAGUCCACAGACUGCUCGCCAAGUGCAAUUAUCGCCUGCUUACGUAUAUCCAUUAAUCAUUUUUGCUACUGUAUUUAAAUUUGUAAUUUGUAAACAGCUUUCCCCGCGUCUUUUGUAAAUGUUUCCAGCGCAUUGUGUCCGCGAGUGAACCUAGUUUGUGCAUCUGAGAGGAAUCUACAACUUGGACCCCCAACUAAAACGUAUUAUUAAACAAUCGACAUGA
Drosophila kikkawai is the source of this 2752-nucleotide messenger RNA. RefSeq names its product Golgi matrix protein 130 kD. The record is from RefSeq and is a predicted model, not a curated record. Gene Ontology annotation, cellular component: Golgi apparatus; Golgi cisterna membrane; cis-Golgi network. Lineage: Eukaryota; Metazoa; Arthropoda; Insecta; Diptera; Drosophilidae. Gene Ontology annotation, biological process: Golgi organization.